Messenger RNA from Protopterus annectens (West African lungfish), 2320 nucleotides. It is a transcript of the gene UTP15, whose product is annotated as UTP15 small subunit processome component. Gene Ontology annotation, molecular function: protein binding. Gene Ontology annotation, cellular component: nucleolus. NCBI's taxonomy places the organism in Eukaryota, Metazoa, Chordata, Ceratodontiformes, Protopteridae. The record is from RefSeq and is a predicted model, not a curated record. The coding region runs from base 210 to 1781 and encodes 523 amino acids. Gene Ontology annotation, biological process: positive regulation of transcription by RNA polymerase I; rRNA processing. The transcript is spliced from 13 exons.
CCGGAAGUACUUUUGUAAGAUGGUAGCGUAGUGAUAGGAAGCCGCAUGAUUUUUCUGUUUUGUUUUAACUACUACUUUUUAAUAGUAUUUUACUUCUGAUUGUUUUUUUCGUGUCUGUAUUGUGCAUAUGUAAUAUUUUGGAUGUAUUUAUUCUAGGAUCUAAAUGGAUUUAUAAGUCUAGUGUUUUGCCAGUUUUUAAAGGGAAAAAAAUGUCAGAAUUCAAGCCUACCGUUAUUCAGACAUACCCAAAGCUUGGAGAAAAAAUUACUCAGGAUACUCUCUACUGGAAAAAUUACAAGACCCCAGUUCAAAUAAAAGAGUUUGGUGCAGUUACAAAAAUUGAUUUUUCUCCACAUCUUCCAUACAAUUAUGCAGUAACAGCUUCUGCAAGGAUUCAUAUUUACAGUCGAUAUUCUCAGGAGCCAGUAAAGACAUUUUCCCGCUUCAAAGACACUGCAUACUGUGGCACAUAUCGGAGUGAUGGGAAACUGAUUGUUGCUGGCUGUGAAGAUGGUGGUGUUCGCAUGUUUGAUACAUCUGGCAAAGCACCCCUAAGGCAGUUUAAUGGUCACAAUAAAGCUGUGCACGUGACACAUUUUACUUCUGAUAAAUUUCGAAUAAUGUCAGGAUCAGAUGAUUAUACAUCACGACUUUGGGAUAUUCCAAACUCAACUGAAAUUCAGUCAUACAAGGAGCACACAGAUUAUAUCCGGUGUGGAUGUACCAGUAAUCUCAAUACUGAUAUUUUUGUUACAGGUUCUUAUGACCACACAGUAAAGGUUUUUGAUACACGAACAGACCAAAGUGUAAUGACAAUGGAGCAUGGUCAGCCUGUGGAAAGUGUGCUGCUUUACCCUUCUGGAGGACUUCUGGUUUCUGCAGGUGGCAGAUAUGUUAAAGUCUGGGACAUGUUAAAGGGAGGUCAGUUAUUAGUUUCGCUAAGAAAUCAUCAUAAAACAGUGACUUGUUUGUGCCUUAGCAGUUCCGGGCAGCGACUGUUUUCAGGAUCACUGGACAGGCAUGUGAAAGUGUACAGUACAGCUACCUAUAAGGUUGUUCACAGUUUCGACUAUCCAACUUCCAUUCUGAGUCUGGCAUUAGCACCAGAAGAUGAGAUGAUAGUUGUGGGAAUGACGAAUGGAGUACUGAAUCUCAGACAUCGUAAACAGAAUGAAGAGAAACAUGAGUUUGCUCCAAAGAAGAGACGACCAGCUUACCGGUACUUUGUGAAAGGCAAAGAUUAUGUACCCAAACAAGAUGACAUUCUUGUUAGCAAACCAGUCAGGACACACUUGAAGAAAUAUGACAAAUUACUGAAAAGUUUUGAAGUAUCCAAAGCUCUUGAUGUAGUGCUUCAGCAAGAGAUCAGAGUUAGAACACCAGAGGUAACAGUUGGUGUAAUGCAGGAGUUGAACAGACGAGGAACACUGAAAAAUGCACUGGCAGGCAGAGAUGAGAAACAGCUUAGCCUGUUGCUUAGUUUUUUGCUCAGAAAUAUAGUCGACCCAAGAUUCUGUCAUGUUUUAAUCAGUGUUGCAGAGAUAAUUAGUGAUAUCUAUUUUCCAGUGAUUGGACAGUCAUCUGUGAUUGAUAGGCAUUUUGUAAAGCUUCAGGAGCUCAUAGAGAGAGAACUAGAUUACCAAGGAGAGUUGAUGGAGGUGUUGGGUAUGCUGGACACAUUGUUUGCCACAAUGACAUCGAAGAAGGAGUUAUUAGAACCAGAGAACACAGCUAACAACGUUUUAAAACAGCAACAGACUGAAAGCAUGGUCACUACCUGACAUAUUCCACUUAUGAGGUGUUACAUUAGGCUGAACAUUGAAAACGCUUAAAAUAAUUAAUGGCCAUCUGAGCUGACUUGCUGGAAAUGGUAACUUCUUCACCAUGCUGACAAAGGAACUGUUCUUGCCCAGUGUUUUUUUUCCUUGACAUGGAGGAAAUAUUUCGUAAUAAGAACAUCCAUCCAUGUAGUCAUUCUGUGACCCAAAAAAGGAACUAGGAAAUAAUGCAGCUACUGUUAAACAGAAUGAAUAAUAGUGUUUUUUUCCAGAAAUAAUUCAGAUUAUACUGCAUAAAUGUUACAGAUGUACAUAUUAAUUUGAAAAUUGCAGUAUAUCUGCUGUUAGCUUCGCAGACUUCAACAUUUUUGUUAAAUUUUGGAAAGACUCAGAACUUUUGUUAGAUUUUAAAAAAUUGACACAUAGCCUAUAACAGACCUUGAAAAGCAAUUUUUAUCAGGCAGUGCUUAAUGAGUUUGUAUGUCUCAUGUAAAUCAUCCUUGGUGAUUGAAGUGUUGGUAAACCUGGUUUUCUGAAAGAUG